UAAUGCGCGAUGGGGAGACUGCGGGGCAGUCUCUGGCGAAAUGUUGGUUGCAGCCAAGCGUGCCGUUCGUGGAUCGGCUUUUCUUUUGCUCGUCGAGUUUCUUGCUUUAGUUGCAGCGGAGCCGUGUUCCACUGACGGACAAGUGAGACUGGCGGACGGCCUGACCGCAAACGAGGGCAGGGUUGAAAUCUGCCUUGAUGGAGAGUGGGGUACAAUCUGCGAUCAUCACUGGGGCUCGUCCGAAGCCCGCAUCGUUUGCCAGCAGCUAGGAUUACCCGCGGAACAUGCCGAUGCCAUUUACCGAUAUGGUGGCGUCUCGGGUCUUAUACACUACGCUGGAUUUAGGUGCGAUGGCACGGAGACGCAGCUUUCGCUCUGCCCGGCUGAUCAAAUAAACUCGAGUACCACACAAAUCACAAACUGCCAACACCUAGAAGAUGCAGGAGUGCGAUGCACUAAUGUUCCCUGUGCUGAGAAUGAUGUUAGACUGAAUGAGGAGAUAGUGCAGGUGUGUCAUGAUCAGCAGUGGGGCCUAAUGUGUGCCCCGAGGGGUAGCUGGGAUGAAAAUGCAGUGCAAGUGAUGUGCACUCAAGCUGGAAGGCCAUCCACAUCCCCACGCAGCCCAAGCCGUAGAGCGCUAUUCUACGAUGCUCCUGUCAUACUGAAUGACAUAACAUGCAACGGCACGGAAGCUAGCAUUGUCGAGUGUGCCCAAGCUGAUUAUGGCUCCUUCACUGACUGCGCUAAUAUUGCUGUUGCUCAUUGUGAAGGUAAACUAUAUACAGUAACAUUAGUGUCAUAUGACUAUGGUAGGAUUGCAAUUUCAAACAUGCAGCACAAGAGUCCUGCAAUGAACCGAACGCCAUACGGUUGACAAGGUUUUCAAGUGACACGAUGGGUCGCCUGGAAGUGUGUGCCAACGGCAUGUGGGGAACUGUCUGUGGCAAUACAGCAACCAUUGCUUUGGUGAGGGUAGCAUGCAGACAGCUGAACCAUGCCCCAGGAGGGUCACUUUUCAGAGAGAGUGAUUUUGCAUUUCUACUUGAUGGACUUGUUCCAAUACGACGAACAAAUGUGGUGUGUGCUGGCAAUGAGGACUCCCUGUCAGAGUGCUCCUUCAAUGGAGCCGAUGGAGACCCAACCUGCACUCAUAGAGAUGAUGUCAUCAUUAUGUGUGCAACUCAGAGUGGGUGUAAUGAGGGAGAUGUUCGGCUGGUAGACGGCCAAAACACCAACUGACGGACGAGUGGAAGUAUGUCUUGAAGGGUUUUGGGGCCCAGUGUGUGACGACAGGUGGGACUCCAGAGAUGCUCAAGUCGUGUGUCGGCAAUUGAAUUUCAAUGGACCAUCGUAUCCACUGCUGAGUUUUGGAGCCGGCCAAUCGUCCACUAUUCACCUGGAUGAUGUUCACUGUAAUGGAUCUGAGGAGAGAAUCACUGAGUGUAGCCACAGUGGAAUAGGGAUCCACAAUUGCCGUGCGGGCACUGAAGAAGCUGGAGUCAUAUGCACAAACACAACAUGUGAGGAUGGGACAGUCCACCUGGUGGGAGGAGACGACGUGUCAAGAGGGAGAGUUGAGUACUGCUAUCAGGGAGCCUGGUACUCUGUGUGUGCCAGCGACUGGGAUGACAGUGGGUUGGAGGCACAAGUCAUCUGCGGAAGUCUGGGCUAUCGAUUUGAAUCUACUGUAGUGAACUACGGACGAGGGAAGAGUCCAAUUCUACCAUUCAGUAUCAGCUGCAGUAUAGGUGACAGUGAGCUUGAUGACUGUGCUAAGACUGCACUUGAUACCAGCCAGUGUCCACAUGUGGCAGGAGUCGAUUGUGAAGCUUUCUGCCACACAGUUGGUAUCACAGACUGUGAGAUGUGUGGGAGUCGAGAGAGGUGUGGGAUUGUUAGGACAGCUGAUCGAACCCCCGUCUGCAACUGCUACUCUGACUGUUACGACUAUGGAGAUUGCUGCUCUGACCUAUCCAAUUUAGACAAUUGCUCUAUUCCAGAGUGUGAUGAUGGUGCGGUUCGUCUGGUUGGUGGAGUGACCAACUCCACUGGGAGACUGGAGGUGUGUGCCAAUGGAUUGUGGGGCAGAGUCUGCAACAGAUUCCAGUAUUGGGGUCCAGACAACGCCAGAGUUGUGUGUCGUCAGUUGGGGUUUCCUACUGAAGAUGCGCGUGUUGUGGAAGGUGAACUUGCCCGUAUGUUUGGGGUAAGUGAGAGAGCUCCCCUCCUGGGAGAGGUCCACUGCAUUGGAAUGGAAACAGAGCUGUUGGAAUGCUCUCACACAAGUAUCGGACGGCAUUUGUGUGGCGUUACAGUUGUUCCUCCAGUCCCAGACAUUGUCAUUACUUGCUCCGAGAUUUGCCAGCCACCUUGUGUCAACGGAAUGUGCAAUAUAAACAUUGGAAACUGUGACUGCUCUCCUGGAUAUACUGGUAUCUCAUGUGAUGAAGAUGUACGGGAGUGUGAAGCAGACAAUGGAGGUUGUGAUCACAUCUGCACUGACUUUCCUGGUGGUUACACCUGUUCGUGCAAAGUUGGCUACAGCACAGAUGGAACCUCUUGCAGAGACAUUGAUGAGUGUGAGGAAGGGAGCCAUGACUGCAGUCAGAUCUGUGUCAACACUCCUGGAUCAUACUACUGCAACUGUCAGCGUGGCUUUCAGCUAGUCGGUGGCACAGAGUGUGAAGAUGUGGAUGAAUGUCAAGUGCUUUCUCCCAAUGGAUUCUGCAGUCAAGUGUGUGUUAACACUGAGGGAUCUUUCCACUGUAACUGUAUGGAGGGAUAUCAACUCUUUCGGUCAUUCUUGUGCACAGAUAUUGAUGAGUGCAGUGAAGGGAUUGAUACAUGCAGUAGAAGUGCACCCACACCGGCUCGCUGUAUCAACACUGAAGGGAGCUACAGGUGUACAUGUGAUGAGUACAUUGGGUACCGUUUGUCUACUAAUGGUACCACUUGUGAAGAUGUGGAUGAAUGUGCUGAAGGACCGCCCCUCUGUAGAGAGACCUGUGUGAACACACCUGGUUCCUACAGCUGCACUUGCCCUGAAGGAUAUGAACUUGAUGUGGAUAGGAUAUCCUGCAGAGAUAUUGAUGAGUGCAAAAAUAUGAAUGGUGGCUGCCAGAGCUCCUGUACCAACACACCUGGCAGCUUCAGGUGUAGCUGUGACCAGGGAUAUAGACUGUUGGAUGAUGGAUUAAAUUGUGAAGCCCUCAGUUGUGAUCCAGUUCUUGAAGCUCCACUGAAUGGUGAGAUAGAGUGUGACAGACAGACUGUGGGUCGGAAUUGCAGGUUCACCUGUGAUGAUGGCUACACUCUGAGAGGCUCAGAGAAUCGGACCUGUCUCCCCUCCCUCCAGUGGAGGGAACCUCCUGCCAUAUGUGACCCUCCAAUGUGCCCUCACCUCACUCCUCCUGACAAUGGAUUUGUGUUGUUCCCAUGUACCAGAGAGGAGGGCCAUCUGUGUCGUGUUGUGUGUGCCCAUGGCUACAGCUUAGUGGGUCCUAGCAAUCAGACAUGUAGAAAGGAUAACAUGGGCAGUCUUGUGUGGAGUGAUGGACCACAGUGUGUAGAGAGUGGUCUAUGUGACCCAAAUCCUUGUCUGAAUGGAGGAUUUUGUAUCGAAGCUGGCACUGACUUUAGAUGUGUGUGCAAUGGAACUGCAACUGGUUAUGGUGGACAGACUUGUGGAGCAGUUAUUGUACACUUCCCACCAAUCCCACCAGUUACUGACGGAUUAGAGUUUCAAAUAACUUUAUACACUGGUGCAGAAGGAUUCAGUGGAAGGGUAAGAGUGAACAUUGACAGACCUAAACGUGGACAUGUGCUACGUGUGAAUAGUGGAGAAAUAAGCUCUACAACUGCAUCAGGUGCAAUAGGGGUAGUAAGAGUUGGUAUACGGCAAAAUACUGUUAGAGUAAUUUAUGAGCCACGAGAGAGAAAUGUUUUCAUAUCUGGUGGCUCGGAUAAUGAGAGACCAUCGUCUUUUGAACAAUUUAAUCUCACACGAGGACUGCUGCAGCCAAGUUGUUGCAGUGCAGAUGAUCAUGUCAAACUUUCCUGUCCUGGGGACUCCACUCAGACAAUAUCACUGCUAUCACCAUGUCAGUGGACUACCACUGACAGGGGAGUUACAAGAACAGAUGCUGGUGCCGUGUUUGUUCAGAGUAGUUCCCUAUCUCUACCAACUUCUCUUUCCAGCUUCAGAUACAGAGAUGUUGAUUACAUCAAUGACAUUAGGUUUGAAAUUGGUAACUGUGUAGCUUGCCUUGAAUGCAACAAUACCAAUCGCCAGUGCUCCUGUUAUGAUCACACACCAGAUGACACUGUGGAGUUUCUCCAA
Molecule: messenger RNA, 4339 nt
Organism: Geodia barretti
Lineage: Eukaryota; Metazoa; Porifera; Demospongiae; Tetractinellida; Geodiidae
Source: the annotation of a GenBank genome assembly